Clavispora lusitaniae ATCC 42720 is the source of this 879-nucleotide messenger RNA. It is a transcript of the gene DPP3, whose product is annotated as bifunctional diacylglycerol diphosphate phosphatase/phosphatidate phosphatase. NCBI's taxonomy places the organism in Eukaryota, Fungi, Ascomycota, Pichiomycetes, Serinales, Metschnikowiaceae. Gene Ontology annotation, molecular function: phosphatidate phosphatase activity. The record is from RefSeq and is a predicted model, not a curated record. Gene Ontology annotation, biological process: phospholipid metabolic process.
AUGGACAAAUUCAAAAACUACCUCCAGGGCUUUACCCGGAGCACUUUUGGGCUUGAAAACAUCAAAGGCGGCCGCCACGUGAUCCACUGGCGGCUUACAGAUAUUCUUUUCGUGGCCCUUCUUAUGGUUCUCUACCCUAUAGUCAACGAUCUUCAACCUUUCCAGCGGCAGUUCUACAUCAACGAUCUUACCAUCUCACACCCGUUUGCCGAACAUGAGCGUGUGACUAGCGACGAGCUUUUUUGGUAUGCUGCCUGGAUCCCGCUUCUGGCCAUCGCUGUUCUUUCUCUUGUGAUCACGAAGCCGAAAAACAAGCUUUACGUCACGUACGUGUCGGUAUUGGGCAUUUGCAUAUCUACGCUCACGUCCAGCAUCAUCACAGGCGUGCUCAAAAACGCCUUUGGCCGCCACAGACCCGACUUCCUCGCCCGCUGUAUCCCAAAGGCAGACGCACCAAAAGACAUCAUGGUGUUGGCCAAAGAUGUGUGCACGACAGACAACAUCGACCGUUUGAUGGACGGCUUCCGCACGACGCCGCUGGGCCACUCGAGCAUUGCGUUUGGCGGUCUUCUUUACUUGCUGUUUUGGCUUCUGGGCCAACUCACAGUUACACGGCCGCAAACAGGCGCAUGGCGCUCUGCAUUGGCUUUCUUGCCUACUUUGGGCGCCAUGUUGAUUGCCUUGAGCAGAACGGAAGACUACAGACACCACUUUAUUGAUGUUUUUGUCGGGCUGGUUCUUGGAGCAGUGAUUGCCACGUGGCUGUACUUUCGGCUCUUCCCUAGCUUUGGCGCUUUACGAUGCUACGAGCCACGUCUACUUAUUGACCAGGAGGAGAUAGCCCCAGAGUCUGGGUACCUGCCUGUAGAGGAGGUUUGA